AUGUCUCUCUUCGGAACCUCCCCCACCGAGGAGCAUAACGAGCCAUCGACUCCGAGCCGUCAAACACCAAGGUCGCGACGCGGCGGCCGCGGCGGCGGGCUGUUCGACGAGACGCCCUCACACAAGAUUUCCUCCAGCAGUCUGUUCGACGAUGGCAAUGCCGGCGGCGACGAUUCCUCGCCAUGGGACAUGCCCACGCCGCGGAGGCAACAGACUCGCGCCGACAUGGUACGGAACCUGCUGCCCGCGUCGGAUGUUCCCGACAGCUACAUCACGGUGUUUGAUGCCAUUGUCCGCGAGCAUGGUUCCUCCGGCCGUGCAACGGCUGCCGGCAUUGCCGACUUGUUUGCCAAUGCUCGCCUUGGCCCCGAGGCCCAGACGCGCAUCAUGUCCCUUGUCGCACCGGGCGACGGCUCCGACGUGUCGCUUGGGCGGAACGAGUUCAACGUGCUGCUCGCCUUGGUGGGCUUGGCUCAGGAAGGGGAUAUUAUCAGUCUGGAUAGUGUGGAUGAGAGACGACGACACCUGCCACAUCCCAAGCUCCCCGGCCUCACCGCCGAGCCAGUACUACCACCUGUCGCCGAGCUCGCCGCGAAGCCGCCGCAGACGCCCAACGAGAGCCUAGGCCACGUCGAGGUCGACGCAGCGCAGCAUCAAGAGGGUGAAGCCAGUCGACAGAGUCGGGCAUCGGUGCAGGUACAUACACCACCACAGCCCAAAGCCCUUCGUCCAGCUAUGGAUGAUCCCGAGGACGACCCAUGGAACACUCCCGAGGUUCACAAGGGCCACGAUCACUCCAAGCUCAAUGGCAACAGCAGCCAUGCAAUCGCCAACGGUCAAUCCAGCUUCCGCUCGUCACCGUCCACAAACAUCGGGGACCAGACCUUGAGUCAAUAUGUCUCCGCAGAGCCAAUAUCCUCUUCGGUACAUGGUAGCAGAUCAGGAAAUGACGCCGUCCAGGGCCAAGCUGCAUGGGGCUUCUAUGGUAGCUCCAAUGCCUCGAGCGGUGGUGGAGGCUUCGCCGAUGGCUCGCACAACAUCACGCCAAACCCAUCCAACACGGCACAUCCUUUUGGAGGGGACGGAGGCGCCGUUGACCGCUCUCCCGCGCGUGAACCUCCUACGAGCGUGGGUCGAGCCACCAGCGGCCGGACGGGUUCUAGUGUCGAGGAGAAUAUUAUUGUCACUCUAAUGCCCGGCAAGGAGGGCGUGUUUCUGUUCCAGCACCACAACUACGAGGUUGCCAGUCAGCGUCGAGGAAGCAAGGUUAUCCGCCGGUAUAGCGAUUUUGUUUGGCUACUAGACUGCCUACACAAGCGGUAUCCUUUCAGAAUAUUGCCUCUGUUGCCGCCCAAGAGAGUUGCUGUGAACGGCAAUCAUCUAUCCAAUGACGGCGCCUUUAUAGAAAAACGGCGGCGAGGGUUGGCUAGGUUCUUGAAUGCCCUCGUUCGACAUCCAGUUCUGGGCCAGGAACAGCUUGUGAUUAUGUUCCUCACUGUCCCUACGGAGCUUGCUGUGUGGCGGAAGCAAGCCACCAUCUCUGUACAGGACGAGUUCACUGACCGUGCCUUGCCACCGGGCCUCGAAGACUCCCUCCCACCCACUCUGGAGGAGCUAUUCAGCCGUACGAGAUCCGGUGUCCGCCGCUCUGCUGAGCUGUACAUCAACGUGUGCAACAUUAUGGACCGGCUCGUCAAGAGAACCGAAGGCGUGGCCGCGGACCACGCCCGUGUCGCCAUGUCGCUCACGUCGCUGACGGAAACAUCCGCAGACACCUAUGCCACAGACACCAACGAAAUCCCGUUGCUCAAUGACGGACUGGUCGCCAUGAGCAAGCACCUCCGGACUUGCCAGACGCUGCUGGAAGACGAGAGCCGCGGCUGGGACGAGGGCGUCCUCGAGGACCUCAAGCGCCAGAGAGACUCUCUCGUCAGUGUGCGCGAGCUGUUUGACCGCCGAGAGAAGCUCGACAGGGACAACAUCCCGUACCUGGAGAGAAGGAUACAGGCCAACGAGACCAAGCUGGCCGGCCUGCGCGCAAAGCCAGAGGGCAUAGUCAAGCCCGGUGAGAUUGAAAAGGUAGCCGAGGCGAUAAUCAAGGACAAGGAAUCGAUUGUUCAGCAACACAACCGGUCCAUUUUCGUCAAGGAGUGCAUCCGCGACGAGCUCGUCACGUUCCAGUCGACGCAGUACCACGUCAGCCGCUGGAACCAGGACUGGGCGGGCGAGCGAGUCAAGUACGCCGAGAUGCUGGCCGACAACUGGCGUCGUCUGCUGGAUGAGCUGGAGGGCAUGCCCCUUGGGGAGUGA
Molecule: messenger RNA, 2310 nt
Organism: Metarhizium brunneum ARSEF 3297
Lineage: Eukaryota; Fungi; Ascomycota; Sordariomycetes; Hypocreales; Clavicipitaceae
Gene: vsp-1
Product: Sorting nexin mvp1
Biological process (GO): retrograde transport, endosome to Golgi; protein targeting to vacuole
Cellular component (GO): endosome
Molecular function (GO): phosphatidylinositol-3-phosphate binding
Source: RefSeq, a predicted model, not a curated record